CGCCAAGGAUCCAUUCAGCUGAGAGGGAAGAGGAGAGGAAGUGGAAUAACUUCAGUCGCUCCUGCAGCUUUCAUUCAUCUUCUUUGUCUUCUUUCUCGUCCCGCCUCCACGCCGUGCCGCCAUCUGUCCCUGAAUCAGCAGCACCGCCGCAACCACGCGUUUCCUCUCUCACACUUUUCCCCCGGAACUUUUCACUCUCCAAACUUACCAGACUUUCAACUUGACUCGGACCCGAGUCUUCCCGCCACCAUGUCCGCCUUCCCCCUGCUCGGCUGCGCCGUCCUGCUGCUGCUCCAGAGCUGCCGCUCGUCCUCGGACCUGACGCCGCGCUCCCUGACCGUCUAUCCUCAUCGGCAGCCCGACUCCGCCUCCGGCGCCCACUGUCCCUCCUGCGCCCUGGCCAGGAUGCGCAGGAGCGAGGGGGGUCCGGCGGCGGCGGAGGACGAUGCGGCGGGUCACGGGGAAGAAGAGGAGGCGCAGCCGGAUGUGGUGGAGGCGGUGAAGAGGCACAUCCUCAACAUGCUGCACCUCCAGGACCGGCCCAACAUCACUCGACCCGUGCCGCGCGCCGCCCUCCUCAACGCCCUGCGCAAGCUGCACGUGGGCCGCGUCGCCGAGGACGGCAGCGUGCACAUCGGGGGGAGACGGAGGGGAGGAGGCGGGGAAGCCGGGGGGGCGGCGGUGCAGGAGGAGGAGGAGGGGGAAGUGGAGCGGCGGGCGGCUCGGAUGCGAGACGACGACGCGCAAGACACGACGGAGAUAAUCACCUUUGCCGAGGCUGGUGAUGCCCAGGAUGUGGUGACAUUCGUCCUGUCCAAGGAUGGCGGCGGCGCCGAGGGGUCGCUGGUGGAGCAGGCAAACGUCUGGCUCUUCCUGCGAUUGGCCAAGAACAACCGCAGCCGCGCCAAGGUCGCCAUCCGCCUCCUCCAGCACGGCACGGGAUCCUCCUCGCCGCAGGACGACGUCCUCCUGGCGGAGAAAACGGUGGACACUCGACGCAGCGGCUGGCACACCUUCCCGGUGUCGGCGGCGGUCCAGGCGCUGCUGGAGCGUGCAGACGGCGCGGAGUUAAGCGUCAGGGUUUCCUGCCCGCUCUGCGCCGGCGUCGGCGCCACGCCGGUGCUCGUCUCCGGCGGCAGCCAACGGGAACAAUCCCACCGGCCCUUCCUGAUGGCGGUGGUGCGGCCGGAGGACGGCGGGGACGCGCGGCGGCGCAGGAAGCGCGGACUGGAGUGCGACGGGAAGGUGCGCGUUUGCUGCAAGCGGCAGUUUUACGUCAACUUCAAAGACAUCGGCUGGAACGACUGGAUCAUCGCGCCGAGCGGCUACCACGCCAAUUACUGCGAGGGCGAGUGUCCGUCCCACAUGACCAGCAUCACAGGCUCGGCGCUGUCCUUCCACUCGUCGGUCAUCAGCCAGUACCGCAUGCGGGGCUACAGCCCCUUCCAGAACUCGCGCUCGUGCUGCGUGCCCACGCGGCUGCGCGCCAUGUCCAUGCUCUACUACAACGCCGAGCAGAAGAUCAUCAAGCAGGACAUCCAGAAAAUGAUCGUGGACGAGUGCGGAUGCUCCUAGACGCCGGCGAACCCCGCGGGGACGUCAGAACCGAGCCAGGUGCCGGGUCACGUCGGGGUCGCUCUCCUCCAUCCUUGUGGCACUUUCAGACAAAAAGAAGAAGAAGAAGAAAAAAAAAAAAAAAAAGGAAUAUUAAUAUAUUUUUGUUAAGAACGGAGUGGGCGUGGCCUAUUUAUGUGGCUGAGGUCAUGUUGGAGCUUGCGUGACGGCGAGUCUGACACACAACAAACUAUGCAACUAUGUUUGAUGUAUUAGCUUCUAUUCUUUUCUGUUUGUCCACUCUUUUGUACACGUACCAGGAAGAUGUGUGUGUGUGUUUGUGUGUGUGUGUGUGUGUUGAGAUUACUUGAAUGAAACAAGUUGGCUUGGCUGCUGGAACCAAACACUUCUGUUACCAUGGUUACCCUGUUGAUAUUCAAAUGUUUACUGUCACUAAAUAUAUUAAUAAUAUUAUUGUUCAUGUUAAUAAUAAUAAUAAUAAUAAUAAUUAUUGUUUAGCUGCAUUUGUGUUGUUUUUUUUGUUUUGUUUUUUAUACGUGUUGUUAUUUGAGUACAAAUGUUUUUGCACUAUAGCGAGACUCCAGGUUCAAAAGGUUUGAUCCCCGUCUUAAAAUGUAAAAAAUGUCUGCGGACAUUAGCUUAGCGACGAGCUAGCUGCCAUGCAACAAUUGGGACUGCUCAAACGUUCACCAGCUUUUUAGUUUUUUUGAGACACCAAAGAGGCUCGUGUGUGUGUGUGCGUGUGCGUGUGCAUGAGUGUCACAAGGUGAAGACGCUGGCGGGUGAAAAAGACUGGUGUUUAGCCGACUUUAUGUCCCUCCUCCUCCAGUGGGUCUGGGUUCAUUCUUGCCUCAUUCCUCACUUUAAGCGAGAGUGAGGAAAAAAAUGCACUACCAACCUAAAAAGACCUGAUAAGUCCGAAAAAGAAAGAGAUGAUACAGUAUUAUCUGCGCACAAAUUCUACCUGUUGGUCGUUUGAGCACAAUGCAGCGAGUUCUGAACAGUCCCACUCCUUAACGCUUCAGUCACACGCAGGAUUCUCACAGGAAUGAGGCGAGAACACAACCUUUCCCGACUGUACGUUUCGCACAACGCUUUACUCUCUGCCAACACUAUCGGUCUGUUUUCGGAGCGACAUUUUCCAGGAUUUCACCAAAAAUGUUUUGUUUGUGCUCCUUUCUUACUCUUCCCGACAUCUUGGACACGCUCACGGGCCCCCCCCCGAGCAAAAUGAAUAAAAACACAAAAUAAAGAGUAAAAGUGUUGCGUUGUCGACACUGAACGACGACAACAAAAAAAAGACGAAGAAUAAAAAGCCUAUUUUUUAUUCUGUAAAUAUAGAAAUCAUGGCUUUGUUGUACAAAUGUGCUUGUGACAUUUUAUGAUCUAAUUUAUUGGACUUUUCUGCUUCACAUUAAAGUUUAAAAGAAGAAA
Molecule: messenger RNA, 3009 nt
Organism: Nerophis ophidion (straightnose pipefish)
Lineage: Eukaryota; Metazoa; Chordata; Actinopteri; Syngnathiformes; Syngnathidae
Gene: inhbaa
Product: inhibin subunit beta Aa
Biological process (GO): BMP signaling pathway; SMAD protein signal transduction
Cellular component (GO): extracellular region
Molecular function (GO): growth factor activity; cytokine activity
Source: RefSeq, a predicted model, not a curated record